Messenger RNA from Xenopus tropicalis (tropical clawed frog), 7934 nucleotides. RefSeq names its product BRD4 interacting chromatin remodelling complex associated protein (gene bicra). Gene Ontology annotation, cellular component: nucleus. NCBI's taxonomy places the organism in Eukaryota, Metazoa, Chordata, Amphibia, Anura, Pipidae. Bases 746 to 6046 code for a protein of 1766 amino acids. The transcript is spliced from 16 exons. The record is from RefSeq and is a predicted model, not a curated record.
GGGUAUUAUAGUGGCGGGAUACGGUGCAGUAGCGCUUCAGUAUUGCCUUACAGUAUAUAUGGCACUUAACGCCCCAGCUGCUGCAGAACUACAAUUCUCAGAUGCUUAAGGGCUCCGCAAAUAUAAGUUCGUGUGUAAGUUGAGUGCCGGGAGUCCCCAGUUUCUGUGUGUAAACGUAGUGCCCCAGCUGGGGAAUGCUUCAGAGGCAGUACUCUCACACCCGGAAUGCUUUCGCUAGCCUUCCGUCCUGCCUACCGCUUCAUUAGCAUGCAAAUUAGAACAAGCUGAGCUCCCAGCUCCUCCCAACCCCUCCCACUUGGGUACUUUGCAUUGUUAUGGGGGAGGGGUAUGAGAGGCGGAGCUAGAACAGGGGGAAGUGAAAAAAAUAUAAUCCUGCCUGAGCACUUUCCCCCCUAAAAUAUGAUCAAUUAAUUUCUGGAUUUUGGAUUUUUUUUUCAUCAUGUGCAUGCGAUUGUAGGCGCUCCAUGUUGGUAAAUGUACUGUCCCCGGCUGCGAGUGUUGCAUCCUCUGAACAGGCUUUGCAAUAACCCUCUAUGUGUCUAGGCCACUUGGGUCCUGCAUUGAGAACCCGUGCUGGGAUGACUUGGAGACCCCGGGCCGACUGCUGCUCAAACACCGCGAUAGUCCAGUUGCCAUAAGACCUACUGGCUAUUGAUCAGGAAGAUGCUGACACAAAUCAUGUGAUUAACAGGAAAUCAUCAUCCAAUCAAGCACAAAAAUUGACAUGGACGAAGAAGAUGGCCGGUGUUUGUUAGAUGUGAUAUGUGACCCCCAGGCUCUGAAUGACUUCUUACAUGGACCUGAUCAGAUUGGAGGAGAUGACCUCUUGGAUAACACAGGAGAUGCUGCAAGUGCCUUCUUUGUGGGCACUGGGCUUCACGUUCAGGAAGCUCCCGGAAACCAUCUAACAACAGAAUCUAACCCUCCCACAGCAAGUGUAGAUUUAGACUUUUUGGAGGAUGAUGACAUUCUUGGGUCCCCUUCAGCUGGCAGUGCUAGCCUUGCCAGUGCUGAUCAGCCCUGUGACAUCCUUCAGCAGAGCCUGCAGGAGGCUAACAUUACAGAACAGACUCUGGAAGCUGAGGCAGAAUUGGACUUGGGCUCCUUCCAGCUUCCCACCCUACAGCCGGUGGUGCAGGCCGCCCCGGAUGGAACCCCCCAGAUAUUUUCUGGAGGAGCUGACCUUAUCGGGCUGCAACAGCCAGCAGUGUUGACCCAUCAAGCCCUGGUACAACAGUCUGUAGGGGCAGAUGUGGUCAACAAAGCUAUCAGUGUCCAACCUUUUCUUCAGCAAGUCGGCCUUGGCAAUGUUACUAUUCAGCCAAUCUCAAACCUCCCAGGACUACCAAAUGGCAGCCCUGGUGGGGCGCUUGGCAUUGGGCAGAUACAAGUGGUUGGACAGCAGGUCAUGGCCAUUAACCAACCUGCACAACAGCUUAUUGCCAAGCAGGUGCAACCAACUCAAGUUGCUAACUUACCUGUGGGCAGCUACUUGGCAGGGACAAAUACAGAGCAACAGCAAGUCACACUUACAUCAAGUGGAGUAUCACCACAGAACACAGGAUUAGUCUUGCAGAACAAAAUCCCAGCAGUGGCCACAACGCUUAAUGGGAAUUCUAUGUUUGGUAGUGUGUCUGCAGCACAGUGUACUCAGUCCCUCACAGUUACAUCUAGCUUAAACAGCCCGGUUAUUAUUCAGCGAACUCCAACUCCUAUUCAGCCAAAACCUGCUGGAGUCCUGCCACAGAAACUGUUCCAGAUAUCACCCAAACCUUUUAAUCCAAACAAUGCUACACUUACCAUUCAGGGAGAGGCUGCACUGCAACAGCCAAAGACUCAGCAGAAUUUGGCUUUUAUGACAGGUAAGCCAGGACCAAAUGUGGUGCUGUCCGGCUUUCCCCAGGGACUUCCCACAAAUAUGUUUAAGCAGCCACCUUCACAGCAGCAGGCACUUGGCAAGCCAAUGAGUGUUCAGCUUCUAAACCAAGGCAGCAGUAUUGUCAUACCUGCCCAGCAUGCCCAAGCUAUGUUGCAGGGGCAAAACCAGUUUCUUCUGCCUGGCCAGCUUGCAGGGGCAUCAGCCGUCCAACCACUUUCUGCCCUCCAGGCCAAUAUGGGAGGCCAGAUCCUUGCUGCCUCCCAUCCUGGUGGACAAGCUCACAUCAUUGCCAGCCAGGGCCCAGGAGGCCAGCUACUCAACCAGGCACUGCCUGCCCAAAUUCUUACUAACCAGAAUAUUGCUAGCCAGUUGAACUUGGGACAGGUCCUCGCAUCCCAAAAUGCACAUGGCACAGCUCACAUCUUGUCAGGGCCAAUUCAGCUGCAAGCUGGACAGGUUGGCCAACCCACCUUAUUUCAAAUGCCAGUGUCUUUGGCUGGAAGCUUGAGCACUCAAAGCCAGGCGUCAGUGGCUACAUCUUUGAAUCAAGCAGGGCAGACAGUAAUCCAAGGGGUAACUUUACCCAACCAGGUUGCAAUGUUCAAUCCGUCAGAGAAUCUUGGGCAAGCAGUUAGUAUCCAGCAGGCACCUACUGGCAACAGCCAGAGCCCAGGCAUUGUGCAGCAACAACAAGCUCAGCAAGUUGUCCAGGGUGCCAGCAUCCUUCCCAAUGCAGACCAGCCCUCUAUUUUGACCGUCCAAACUGCACAGCAGGCUUCUCAAGGCCAGCCCCAGCUUCAGUUGAAUGUACAACAGCAGACACAAUCUUUAGCUCCUCCACCACCUCAGCAAGCUGUCCAGUCUCAGCCCAGUCCCAGCUUGGCCACUAGCCCUGACAAGAUUAUCCUUGGUGGAGCGACAUCGGGUACUCUCCUGAGUGCAGAAUCCAUGCAGAUGUUCUUGCAACAGAAGGAUCAGCAGUUUUAUGAAGCAGCCUUGAAAAUGCAGCAGGAGAGCAGCCUGGUUCAGACCUCUGCUGCAACACACGUUCCUAUGCCAAUCUACAGCCUAGCAGCUUCCGCCAGCACAAUGAACAGCAGCAGUACCACCACUACCAGCAGUAGCGUCCCUGCCUCCGUCAUAGUGAGCAGCAGUGCCAGCUCUGCCUCCCAGCUCAACCGUGAGCUAGUCCAGAACCUCGGAACCGCAGCGGAGCCCAAAGGACAGAGCCACAUACCUCAUUUCCCAUCCAGCCAGUCUCAGCAGGCUCUGGCCUGCCAGAUUCCAUCCGGACAACAGAAGGUGCCCGGAGCCUCCCCAUCCCACUCGUUACCUCAUCCCCCAAGCCCACAGUUGCAGCCUUCCUCCUCCCACCUUUCUCAAAUGCAGUCACCCCACCAAUCUCGCCCCCCCUCGCAGCCACAGCCCCUUUCUAGACCACCUUCUCGUCCCCAUUCCCGCCCUCCAUCUCAGCCACAGAGUGUACCCCGCCCUCCAUCCGAACCCCUCUCCCGUUCCUGUACCCCACAGAUGCAGAAUCUUUUUGUUAUUCAAAACCAAAUUGCCUCACCGCAUGGGUCCUCGCAGCACCCUUUACGUCCCCCUUCUCAACCUCAGGUACAGACUCCAUUUGCUUCCCACCAGCCGUCAGAUAUUCCACAAACUUUGUCUUCCCCUCAGCAGCACAUUCAGCUUCAAGUUCAACUGAGUACCCCUCAAUCCGAGAUUAGAGCAGGUGUCCCUGUCUCCCUCCAAGCCACUGCUUCUUCAUCAGAUCCCCAGACCCACUCAUUCCAAUUACAGUUCCAGGCACAGACCCCCAUCAAAACCUCCAUCUCACCCCAAACUGCUGGACAGCCGCUCCAUCUCACCACGGAGUCCCAGCGCACCUUCCAGAUGACACACAGCCAGAUACAGGCACUUUCUCUCCAAAACUCAGUGCCCCAACAAAAACAGCUGUUGGAAAGGUAUCAACAGAUGCAGCAGUUGCAGCAAGGGCUAAUGCUUCCCUCCCAGCAGCAAAUCACCAGCACCCAGACAUCCCCAGCACUUGGAGGACAGUACAGUGGGCAGGCCCCCUCUGUGCUGACCAGUGGACAAGGACAACCUGUGCUCUCCCAAGGUCCUCUGCUUGGGCAUUCCCCCGGUCAGGUGUUGGUGCAGCCCACCCCUGACCUCUCCAAAGUGCAGGUCGGAGGAAGUAACCAGGCAGCACAACUUUCAACACUACUUCAGCAGCAACAGGCAACGGUUCUGGUCAAAAGUUCAGCUCCAAGCUAUUGUCUCUUAUCUGCAGGGUCUGCAGCUGCUACUGUGCCUCCAGACGUGAAUGUUUAUCCCAGCCCUGUGGGGAAAUCUGUCGGUGGGCAGUGUAAAUCUGUUGCUGCUCUUCCAGUACAAACACCGGGCAAGACAGCAGUGAUCAGCUCAGUUUCUGGACUAAGCUUGGGCAAGGGCUCUGUUCAGAUCCAGGUUGUUGGCAAGGGCAUGCCUCAAAUUGUUUCCACUGCUCAGACACCGGCCCAGCCACAGUUUGAAAGUAAAUUUGGAGCAUUGAAAAAACUUCCUACACUACAGCCAAGCAAGGAAGCUUGUUUUCUAGAACAUUUGCACAAGCAUCAAGGCUCAGUUCUGCAUCCUGACUACAAGUCUCCCUUUCACUCAUUUGAAGAUGCUUUUCAUAGACUUCUUCCUUACCAUGUAUAUCAAGGUCUUCUGCCAACUACACAUGACUUAAGAAAGGUUGAUGAAGAAUUUGAGGUUGUAUCUACACAGCUUCUAAAGCGCACUCAGGCCAUGCUGAACAAAUAUCGCUUGCUGCUCUUGGAGGAAUCCAAGAGAGUGAGUCCUUCCGCAGAGAUGGUUAUGAUUGACAGAAUGUUCAUUCAGGAGGAAAAAGUUGCUUUGUCCUUAGACAGGCAGCUGGCCAAGGAGAGACCUGAUGAAUAUGUAUCUUCUUCUUCCUCACGGUCUCAGACAUUUGUGCCGAUGGCACCCUCUGUAUCUUCCUCUCCUUGUCCAGUCCCAGCACCAGAGAUCCUGAAGCCUACUGUAGUACAGACUUCCACCCCAAUACACCCAACCAAGCUGGUGAUUAAGCACAGUGGCGGAGGUUCUCCUUCUGUCACAUGGGCCAAAGCAUCACCAUCCCUUGACACUGAUGAUGAUGCUCUUCCAUCCCGUAGCAAACCUCCUAUUAAGACAUAUGAGGCACGUAGCAGAAUAGGAUUAAAGCUGAAGAUCAAGCAAGAAGCUGGUCUCAGCAAAGUUAUCCACAACACAGCCUUGGAUCCUGUGCAUCAGAAUCCUCCUCCACCUCCUCCACCCCCUGCUCCACCUACAGUGCCUACCAGCACUGUCAUCAAAGCUGCUGUCCAGUCUACUCCAGCCACCAUCACUACCCCAACUGGGCAGAUGAAUGGUACAUUAGAGCAUUCUUUACCUGCUGAGAAGAAGCCUUUGGCGACAUACUGCCGGCUACCUCUGCGCAAGACAUACAGAGAGAAUGUUGAUGCCUUUGUCACAGGGAAACCAGCAGAUGUGUUGUCAAAAAUGGAUAAGCCAGCACAACCUCCUACUGUGAUGCACCAGGUAAAGCAGGAGGAUGGAUCAAGAAGUGUAAUUACAUCCCAUAAGACGCAAGGGAGCUCACAUACUGAAAAGGUGAAGAAAGAGGAGAAUGCCAAGCUUGGCAUUUACCACAGAGUGGAACCCAAGACCAACAACAGUGAUGAAAACCCUGUGGGGUUAAGGCAUGAUGUCAAGGAUGAUGAUCAGAGUUAUUACAGAAAGAUUAUUAAAACAGAACCUCCAGAUAAUGAGGCAGAGCUGAACUGGGAGAUGCAGCUUCCCUCCGCAAAAAGGCUAAAGUCAGAACCUUUCGAUGUUGACAAUGCUAGCUUCUCUAGUGACAGUCCGCAAGAUGAUACUCUAAAUGAGCACCUACAAAGUGCUAUUGAUAGUAUCCUCAACCUACAGCAGCCCCAGAGUGGUGGGGGAACAAAUUCUCUUCUUCGCUCCUCUACCCAGUCGUCUUACCACCACUCUUCAUCAUCUUCUCCAUUCUCCUCCCCAGUCCAUCGCACAGACUCUUACCUUACCCCCAACCACAACGGAGGCCUAGGUACCAGGACGUUAAAUAGAUAACAAGGGGACAAUAUAGAACUGAGUGAGCGAGCCAUGAGAUUUUAAUCUGUGUCUGGCUGAGGAGAAGAAAAUUUAAAUGGACAAAGGGAGUUUGCAAAUGGGACAUGAAACGCCAGAUUUAUCUGCAGCAGAAGGGGGCAGUAGACUCGUAUUUUCAAAAUAAGCCUCAAUAUUUUCCAUUCAUCAGUGUCCAACUGUGAGUGGUUCUGCAAGAAGAUUGUGCUGCCCCUCCUGUAUUGCGGCUGGAGAGGACGGCCUUUAAAUUGGAAAUGCGCAAUAGAUGUGCAUUGAUUUCUCCUUCUGUCUGUGCAGUCAAAGAUUUUAAGAACAUAUCCAGUUGGUGAUCUGUUGCCUUUAAAACUUGAGCUUUUUUCUUUCUUCCUUUACUUCUUUCCCACCUGUGUUCUCCUUUCUCAUCUCAACUUGAUGAACUUUCAAAGUGGGGAAAAAAAGACCGACCUUGACAAAGAAACCAGAUUCACUAGGGAAUGGGACUGGCUUAUAAGCAAAGCAUAUUAAAAUUAUUAUAAUGAUUAUUUCUUUAAGUUAUUCAUACAACAAGUCAGGGGAUUUUUAUGUUCUAUGUCGUAUUUCUUUAUUAUUUUUUAUAUAAUAUUCCUGUCUGGGGGAACGAGCAAAUGAAUGCACAGUGCUCAAGGAGCAGAGAAAAAAAAAUGCAACCAUAAAUAGGACUUUUACUUUAUUUUUGAAUUGACAGUCAUUGUGAGGGUUCCUCUACAGAGAGGGUGGAAACUAUGAAGGGUGGAAAAAUAGAAUGAAAAUCUAGCUCCCCUUAAUUGUUUCAACGGAGACUUGUUUCAGCUGUAGGGUUUCCUUAGAGUGCUCAUUCCCUGAAGCUGAACAGCUGCAAAUAAAAACCUCUGCAAUUCAAAAAAAGAAAACUGGUCCAACUCCUCAUAAACAAACCAUGCUAAUACUCAACCUUGGUUCCUUAGGGUAGUUACAUUUUUGUCAGCUUGUGUCCAAUAUUUGGGCAUUGCAACAUACAUGAAAGAGAGUGGGUGGACUUAAUAGAAUUUGCACAAAGCUAAGAAUGUGACACUAUUUAUCCUAAUUUAAUGUUCCGUUAUCAAUAUACUGUCUUCCUGCUUUCUGUUCCCAGCCUAGUGUGCCGACUGGGGUCAGCAAUUUCUUUCUGUAAAUGAAAAUCAGUGUUUUGCUAAUUUUAAACAUGAGCAGAAUUUCCUGCAGUUUAAAAUUAGUGUCCUAUAAGCACCAAAAUUGGGCAAACUUCUGGGAGCAAGAUGCAAAUCUACCCUAUAUGUACCAAAAAUGUUUUUUUUUUUUUUUUUUACAUUAAAUUUAGUAAAAUAAAGUUUAUUGGAUACAGAAGUGAUUGUCUUUCAGCUGUGAACAAACUAUAGGAUGAGGCCGAAAGCAACGAUUUGGUAAUAACAAAUAAGGUUUAAUGGGUUUUAAGAGAAGUAUCAUUGAAUGGGUGCAGCCUACAGAGCAUAAAUAAACAUAUUAGGAAUGUUAUGGCAGCCAGUUAUAUUGUAGCCCCCAUUGAAAUGUCCCUUAGUUUUCCAGGACAGAAACACUCGGAGCCAAUUCACCCUGUACAAAUACCCCUACCUCUAUUUUUAUUUUCUUGUGCAAAGCUUUAGAAGUCUGUAAGGAGCCAUCUUGAAGCCUACAUCCUGAAUUCACUCCCCUAUCAUGUAUUAUUCUGUGCCAUCUCUGAAAGUUUUUGUUUCAUCCCGUCAACAGUUCCCCCCUCUCAUUCAUCAUCCAAGCCAACAUUACAGUCUGAAUAUAGUACUAUAAAAGGAUUUGUACUGUAUUUAUAAUGUAUAAUGAUUUUUUUAAAAGAAUGAUGUACAUUUAGUACUGCUGUGUAAAUUAAAUUUGCUCCUCUUUUUAAAAA